AUGUCAGCAAAAAUGAUAGGUCUUUUGGUCCUCCCUCCUGCCCUCUAUUCCCCUCUCAUUCCCUCUCUUCUACUUUCAUCCUCUCGUCCCCUCUCCAGCCCUCUAUUCCCCUCUCAUCCCCUCUCAUGCCCUCUCAGCUCUCUCAUCCUAUCUCAUCCCGGGUCCUGCACUCUAUUCGUCUCUCGUUCCCUCUCAUCCUCUUCCAUCCUCUCCCAUCACCCCUCCACGCCCUAUUCCAUUCGCAAUCCCUCUCCUCCACUUCCAUCCUCUCUCAUCCCCUCUCCUGCCCUCUAUUCCCCUCUCGUUCACUCUCAUCCUCUCUCAUUCCUCCUCUUCCCCUUCCAUGCUUUUUCAUCCACUCUCCUGGCCUUUAUUCCUCGUCUUUCAGCCCCUUUAAAGGCUCAUUCUUCCCCUGUCAUCCCUCUCCUGCCUUCUAUUCCCCUCCCAUACCGUCUCCUCUCCUUUCAGCCCCUUGAAUCCCCUUUCAUCCCCAGUCAUCCUUCUCGUCCCCUCUCGUCCUCUCCCAUUCAGAGUUCUGCCCUCAUUCCUCUCUCCACAUACAUCCUCUUUCAUCCUCUCUCGACCGUACUCAUCCCCUCUCAUCCCCUUUCCUCCUUUCCCGUACCCUCACAUGCCUUCUAUCCCCCUUUCAUUCCCUCUCAUCCCCUCUCGUCCUCUCUCGCCCCCUCUCCAGGCCCUCUCCUCUCAGUACCUCUCGUCCUCUCUCGUACACUCUCCUGCCCUCUGAUCCACUCACUAUCCCUCUCAUCACCUCUCAUCCCCUCUCACCCCCUUUCAUCCUUUCUCGUCCCCUAUCCUGCCCUUUUAUUCCCCUCACUUUCACUUGCUUCACUUCUCAUUCCCUUUCAUCCUUUCUCUUCCACUCUCCUGCCAUAUAUGCCCCUCACUUUCCUGCUCAUUUCCCUCUCCUCCCCUUUCAUUCCCUUCCACCCCCGCUCAUCCACUCUCCUGUCACUUGCAUCAUUUCUUGUACCGUCCCCUGCUUUCUAUUCCCCUCUCAUUCUCUCUUAUCCCCCUUCAUCCUCUCUCAUUCCCCUCUCCUGCCCUCCCCUCUCAUUCCCUCCUAUCCUCAUUCAUCCAUGCCCUCUCAUCCCCUCUCAUCUUCAUGCAUCCCCUCUCAUCCCCUCUCAUCCCCUCUCGUCCCCUCUCACCUUCAUGCAUCCCCUCUCAUCCCCUCUCAUCCCCUCUCAUCUUCUCUCAUCUUCAUGCAUCCCCUCUCAUCCCCUCUCAUCUUCAUGCAUCCCCUCUCAUCCCCUCUCAUCUUCAUGCAUCCCCUCUCAUCUUCAUGCAUCCCCUCUCAUCCCCUCUCAUCCCCUCUCAUCUUCAUGCAUCCCCUCUCAUCCCCUCUCAUCUUCAUGCAUCCCCUCUCAUCUUCAUGCAUCCCCUCUCGUGACCUCUAUUUCCCUCUUUCUUAUCCCCUUUCUUCCUCUCUCAUUCCGUUCGCACAUCCCUCACCUCUAG
Messenger RNA from Closterium sp. Naga37s-1, 1482 nucleotides. NCBI's taxonomy places the organism in Eukaryota, Viridiplantae, Streptophyta, Zygnematophyceae, Desmidiales, Closteriaceae. The record is from the annotation of a GenBank genome assembly.